AUGGUUAGUUCCUCUUGUGGCUCUGUCUGCUCUGACCAGGGCUGCGGCCACGGCCUCUGCCAGGAGACCUGCUGCUGCCCCUCCUGCUGUGGAUCCAGCUGCUGCCGCCCCAGCUGCUGCCAGACCACCUGCUGCCGGACCACCUGCUGCCGCCCUAGCUGCUGCAGGUCCAGCUGCUGCCGCCCCUCCUGCUGUGGCUCCAGCUGCUGCUGCCCCUCCUGCUGCAUUUCUAGCUGCUGCCGCCCCUCCUGCUGUGGCCCCAGCUGCUGCCGCCCCUCCUGCUGCUGCCCCUUCUGCUGCCUGCGCCCAGUCUGUGGUCAGGUCUCCUGCCACACCACUUGUUAUCGCCCCACCUGUGUCAUCUCCACCUGCCCUCGUCCCAUGUGCUGUGACUCCUCUUGCUGCUGA
Messenger RNA from Zalophus californianus (California sea lion), 408 nucleotides. RefSeq names its product keratin-associated protein 4-8-like. The record is from RefSeq and is a predicted model, not a curated record. Gene Ontology annotation, cellular component: keratin filament. The coding region runs from base 1 to 408 and encodes 135 amino acids. Lineage: Eukaryota; Metazoa; Chordata; Mammalia; Carnivora; Otariidae. The transcript has a single exon.